Cyclocybe aegerita is the source of this 1773-nucleotide messenger RNA. NCBI's taxonomy places the organism in Eukaryota, Fungi, Basidiomycota, Agaricomycetes, Agaricales, Hemipholiotaceae. The record is from the annotation of a GenBank genome assembly.
AUGUCCGACGCCUGGUCUCCUAAGCGCACGCUGGCAGAGGUCGAUGCCAUCCUCUGCGCACCUGGAACCAUGCAUGAGACACAGACUGUCCUCGUCGGCAGCCUUGUACAGCGCGUGUACAAGAACCUAUGGCCCUCUUUACGCGUCUUUUGGUUAUGGGCUGCCAAUGAGCACAAGGACGCUGUCUACGCUGUCUUCGAGAACCAGCGUCUCACAUUUGCUGAAGCAUUUCAGCGUUCACUCAAGGCUGCUGCCAUAUAUCACGACGUGUAUGGUGUUCGCAAAGGUGACCGCGUUGUCAUUUGCGCCAGGAACUAUCCGGAAUACAUAGUGGCUUUCUGGGCUUGCCACCUUCUGGGGGCCAUUUCAGCUCUUGCAAACGCGUGGUCGCCUUUGGAGACUUUACGUUAUUGCAUCGCCCGCACAGAGUGCAAACUGAUCAUCGUCGAUCCCGAACGCGCAAAUUUGUUGGAGCCUAUCUCAAGGAAGCUUGUUGCAGAAGCCGGAAGCACAGGCAUCCUGGUUCUCGAAUCUCAGGAAGGGAAGGGAAAAUGGGAAGGGAUGACGACUUGGCACGCAGCCUUCAAUAAUUACAAGGGCGACCCUCUGAAAAUCCUGACCAUGGAUCCUAAGAUUACUCCUGAAGAUGACGCGACCAUCUUAUUCACCUCUGGAACCACUGGGAUGCCCAAGGGAGUUUUAAGCACACAAAGACAAUUUCUAACAAACAUAUUAAAUGUUAUUGUCGGAACGCGGAGGGCUGUUCUCAGACGUGGAGAAGGCAUCCCGACCCCUCCAGUUGGUCCUCAAAAAGCCGUCCUUCUCUCAGUCCCCCUUUUCCACGUCACUGGCCUUACGAGUCUGACGAUGUUGGCCACCAUGGGCGGUCUUAAGAUCGUCAUGAUGCGGAAGUGGAUACCAGAAGAAGGUGCAAGAUUGAUGAGGAAGGAAAAUGUUGUCAUUGCCGGAGGAGUUCCGUCAAUGGUUUCAGACCUCGCGGACAGCUCGGCCGCUGGGCUGCCUCUAGAUGCACUUAUGUUUGGAGGCGCCCCAGCCCCCGAUACUCUUACACCGCGUGCUCGCAGAGCAUUCCCAACCGCUACGAUGAGCCAAGGCUAUGGCCUAACAGAAACGAGCAGUGUAGCUGUUGGCUUUGCUGGAGAGGACUACGUUGCACGCCCCACAAGCUGCGGGCUCGCGAUGCCCGUCAAUGAUUUAAUGAUCAUGAAUGACGAUACUAGCGUUCCUGCUGGUACCGUAGGGGAAGUGUGGAUCAGAGGCCCAAAUGUUAUGAAAGGUUAUUGGCGAGAUCAAGCGGCUACUGACAAGGUACUCACCCAAGAUGGCUGGUUUAAAUCUGGUGAUCUCGGCUUUUUGGAUAAGGAAGGCUUUCUCUACAUUCGUGACCGAAUCAAGGACAUCAUCAUUCGUGGAGGAGAAAAUAUUGAUUCUGUCACUGUCGAAAAUGCUCUCUAUGCAGAUGAGCGUGUGCUGGAGGCUGCCGCAGUCGGCGUUCCCGAUAAACGUUUAGGUGAACUAGUGGCAGCCGUCGUAUCCGUCAAACCACCCUUCCACUCGCGGGUAACAGACAGAGAGCUCAUUUCGUUGGCUCGGAAGAGUCUACCUAAAUUUGCGGUUCCAGUCAUGAUUGUGGUCCAGAACGAGCCAUUUGAGCGCACUCCAUCGGGAAAGAUUCUCAAGGCCGACUUGCGCAAAAUUGCCGCUAAGGAGUGGUCGAAGAGGUCUAGUCACGAUACAUCUUCGAAGCUCUAG